Messenger RNA from Syzygium oleosum, 3759 nucleotides. Its product is annotated as protein unc-13 homolog. The record is from RefSeq and is a predicted model, not a curated record. NCBI's taxonomy places the organism in Eukaryota, Viridiplantae, Streptophyta, Magnoliopsida, Myrtales, Myrtaceae. Bases 194 to 3046 code for a protein of 950 amino acids. The transcript has 5 exons.
CUCUCUCUCUCUGUGCGAUGCCAUUGCAUGAUGGGCGUGUAUCUUCCUUAGAAUUCAAGCAAGAACAAACCCCAUAACCCCUCUCUCUCUCUCUCAAAAAGCGACCCUUCAUCGUUCGCCACCAAUAAGUGGAGAAGCGUCAUUCGAUCGGGCACUGACUGAGUCAAAGGCAAUUGGGUAGCCGUCGAACGCCAUGGCCGAGCACCUGCCCUCUCCGUUCGGCGAUCCGGCGCCCACCCUUUCCGAUCCGGAGCUCCGGGAGACCGCCUACGAGGUCCUCGUCGCCGCGUGCCGGAGCUCCGGCUCCCGGCCGCUGACAUACAUCUCCCAGUCGGAGCGGUCGGCCGGGGCCGCGGCGGCGGCUGCGGCGGCGGCGCCGUCGCUGCAGAGAUCGAUGACGUCGACGGCCGCGAGCAAGGUGAAGAAGGCGCUGGGGCUGAAGCGGAGGGAGUCGAUGGCCCAGAGGACUGGCGGCGACUCGGCGGCGGGCCAGGGCCGAGCCAAGAGGCCGGUCACGGUGGGGGAGAUGGUCAGGGUUCAGAUGAAGGUGUCUGAGCAGACUGACUCGAGGGUCAGGCGUGCUUUGCUGAGGGUCGCUGCUGGUCAGCUUGGAAGACGGAUGGAGUCGGUAGUUCUUCCAUUAGAGCUGUUACAGCAGUACAAGUCGUCAGAUUUUCCCAACCCGCAGGAAUAUGAAGCUUGGCAAAGGAGACAUCUGAAGGUUCUCGAAGCAGGAUUGCUUCUGCAUCCUCACCUGCCUUUAAGAAAGUCAGACACUACUCCACAGCGGCUCCGGAAAUUGAUCCGUGCCGCCUUAGAAAAUCCCAGAGAAAGCGAAAGGAAUGGUGAAGCAGUGCAACUCCUUCGGAGCAACGUGAUGUCUCUGGCUUGCAGAUCUUUCGAAGGGAGUGCUUCAGAGACUUGUCAUUGGGCUGAUGGUUUCCCAUUCAAUCUUAGGCUGUAUCAGAUGCUCCUAGAAGCAUGUUUUGAUGUUAAUGAUGAAACAUCCAUGAUUGAAGAGGUUGAUGAGGUUUUGGAACUCAUUAAGAAAACCUGGGUAAUUCUUGGGAUGAACCAGGCCCUACAUAAUCUUUGUUUCGCAUGGAUGUUGUUCCAGCGGUAUGUAGCAACUGGGCAAGCAGAAAAUGACCUGCUAUUUGCUGCUGGUAAUUUGUUGAUGGAAGUUGAAAAUGAUGCAAAGCACAUGAAAGAUGAAAACUACCGGAUGGUUUUAAGUUCCACAUUGAAUUCAAUUUUGAAUUGGGCUGAGAAGAGGCUUCUUGCAUACCACGAUUCGUUUCACAGCAGUAAUAUUGAUGUGAUGCAGAGUUUCGUGUUGCUUUGUGUGUCAUCAGUGAGAAUUUUAGCUGAAGGUACCUCCCAUGAGCAUCGCAGGAAAAAGAAUGAUACUGAUGUAGCUUGCGACAGGGUUGAGGCUUACAUAAGAUCAUCGCUCCGCAUGGUCUAUUCUCAGAAAAAGGAGAAGAUAAGGAAAAUAUGUAAAAGCCAGCAUAAUGCUCUUCCUUUCCUAUCUAUCCUUGCUCAAGACAUUAGAGAACUUGUUGUUAAUGAGAAGGAGCUGUUUAGCCCGACAUUGAAGAGGUGGCAUCCACUUGCAGCAGGUGUUGCAGUGGCAACUCUUCAUUCUUGCUAUGGGAAUGAGUUGAACCGGUUCAUUUCGGGUAUCGAGGAGUUGACGCCUGAGGCUAUGCAAGUUCUAAUUGCAGCAGAUAAACUGGAGAAAGAUCUUGUCCAAGUGGCAGUUGAAGAUUCAGUGGACAGUGAGGAUGGUGGAAAGUCUAUAAUACAAGAGAUGCCUCCCUAUGAGGCUGAAUCUGUGAUAACCAAUCUGGUGAUGUCAUGGAUAAAAACAAGAGUUGACAGAUUGGGAGAGUGGGUUGACCGGAAUCUGCAACAGGAGGUUUGGAGUCCAAAUUCUAAUAAAGAACGAUUUGCUCCUUCUGCCGUGGAAGUUCUCCGGAUAGUUGAUGAAACUUUGGAAGCAUUUUUCCUCUUGCCCAUACCAGUGUAUCAAAGCUUGCUUCCUCAACUAAUCAGUGGUCUUGAUAGAUGUCUUCAACAAUAUAUAUUGAAUGCAAAAGCUGGCUGUGGAACAAAGAGUAAUUUCAUCCCUGCAAUGCCUGCUCUAACUCGAUGUACUACGGGAUCUAAAUACAAUCGUGUGUCCAAGAAGAAGGAAAAGGAAAAAAUAGGUCAGAGGAGGAAAUCCCAGGUUGGGAUUACCAAUGGGGACGACUUCUUUGGAGUACCUCAGCUGUGUGUUCGCAUUAACACACUACAGCACUUCAGGACACAACUGGAGGUUUUGUCAAAGAAGACACUCAUGUAUCUUAGAAGUUCUGACCCCACUCAUGCAGAUGUUAUCGCAGAUGGAAAGGGAAUUAGGUUUGAGCUUUCUGCCACUGCUUGUGUGGAAGGAAUCCAACAACUUUGUGAGACGACAGCUUAUAAGGUGAUCUUUGACAACCUAAGUCAUGUGCUUUGGGAUGGUUUAUAUGUCGGGGAUGUCGCUUCUUCUAGGAUUGAGCCUUUCCUUCAGCAUCUUGAACAGUAUUUAGAGACAUUAUCGUCGUUGGUGCAUGAUCGAGUGAGAACGCGUGUUAUAACAGAUGUCAUGAGAGCUUCCUUUGAUGGGUUUCAAUUAGUUUUGCUAGCCGGAGGACCUUGCCGUGCAUUCUCUCUUGAAGACUCACAAAUUGUAGAUGAAGACUUUAAGUUCCUUGAAGAGUUAUUUUGGUCUAAUGGGGAUGGGCUGCCAGCUGAUCUGAUUGAUAAAUUUUCAGCCACGGUUAAAAAUAUUCUUCCACUCUUUCACGCCAAUACUGAGAGUCUAAUUGAGCGGUUUAAACAGAUCUCACAGGAAAGUUAUGGCUCCACCGCCAAAUCCAAGCCACCAUUGCCUCCAACUCCAAGUCAAUGGAGUCCUAACGAACCAAACACUAUUUUACGAGUUUUGUGUUACAGGAAUGACCAGUCAGCAACGAAGUUCCUCAAGAAAACCUACAACUUUCCCAAGAAACUAUGACUAGUCAACGUGGAGCUAUCAAUUUGUGUGGUGUGUCUUGAUGUAAGUCUUGCUGCUGGACCAUUCCUAUUGCUUUGUGUAGUUUGGACAAGUGAGUUCUUGCACUUUUGCACGAGGAGGGCCUCUUUGGGGUGGUCUUUGGAUGGCGAGAUGCGUCUCUUGCAUAAUUGUUUGUUGGCUCAAGGUGGCUCAACAAUAACAAGAUUGUUAGCGCAUCAGUAAUAUCAUCAGUUCAUCCACUCACAAGAGGGCUCUAGUGAGAUUGGAAUGUGAAGCUCACGAGAGAUAAUGCGAGGACAUUGUGUCGGCAUUGGCAUCGGUUGACUCUAUGUACCCUGAAAUAAUGCCUCCUGGGGAGCGGUUCAGGCAACUAAACGUCAACAUUUACAUGGUGUGACAAUGGUUUCUUUCUUUACUCAUAUUUUAAUAGGAUACGGUAGAUGAGAUUAUAUGAAGGUAAAGAGCUCCAAUAAUACAAGGAUAGGUAUCGUGCACCCCGGUUUGCAACAGCAGUUGUGAGAAACUGAGACAGAAUUAGUUAGCUUUCCAUUUUGUGUACGAUAAGUAUUCACAUGUACCGUUCUGUAUUAUACGUCUCUCUCCAGAAAAUUGAGUGUCUAGGUUUGGGUUGUUUAGCGUUCCGUACCAAGAUGUUACUUGAUCAAUUGCACUUCCAGACACUUGUUCGCCUUAUAUGUAUGCGUUUUAAUCUC